ACGCAGUUUGAGCUGGAGACCAAAAUGCAACAGUUGGUGGCACAGAUAACAGACUUGCAGCAAAAAGCAGGCAUCACUGGAGCGGUUGCAAAAUCUGCAGAGUCGGAAAACAGGAUUAGGGAUCUGGAAAGACAAGUUGCAGAGUUGAAUGAAAGAAGAUUUGAACAUCUGGAGAACCUACAGCAACAACAAAUGCAGUUGCAAGCUCAGCUUCUGUUCAUGUCCCAGCCGAGAGGUCACAACAGCCAUGGCCACACAUCUAGACCAGUUCAGACCAGUCACAUUCCUCAGACAGUUGUCAGACGCCCUGAUAUGGUGCCACACCCGGGAGAGCUCUCUUCUUACCACCAUCCUAGUGCCCGAAACCAACCUGUAAAUAAACCCAGUACUCACAGCAAGUCUGCAUAUAACACCAGUGCUCACAACCAACCCACCUUCAACCCUGACAUCAUUAGCAAACACCAUAACUACCUGAGUGAGGUCAGAGAGUUACAGGGAUCUCACCUGGAUACACCUGCUCCUAGAGAUCGAGUGCCUAAACCAGCGCCAUACACACUUCCUCAUGAGCCUAAGAAAAAUUUCAGAUUCCUGCAAGAGUUGCUGGCUCCUGCAGAUAAGGCUGAUACAGACACUACUUAUAGCGUGAUGGGAGACUACUCAUCUCCAGUCGGGCUACAAAGUGAUAG
Candidula unifasciata is the source of this 686-nucleotide messenger RNA. The record is from the annotation of a GenBank genome assembly. Lineage: Eukaryota; Metazoa; Mollusca; Gastropoda; Stylommatophora; Geomitridae.